UGUUUGAUUGGAGUUCCACUUCUUUUUCUUUGUAUUUAUGUAUAGUUACUUUAACCUAACAGAUCUGAUUAAGCUAUGAUUUUUAUGUGAAAAACUCCUCUUGGGUAAUGUAUAUUAAAGUACAGUUUCAUUUAACACUGGCCAAGUUUGAUACAAGAAAAUGGCCUCAUAAGACUGAAACAAAUAGUUACUGGAACAACCCCUAAACCCCUAAAGGACAGGAACAUUCCUCAUGGACACCCCUCCAACCUGGGCUGGUUUUCACAAUUCAGUGAAAAUAGGUCAUGUUCCAUCAAUUUCUCAACUCUGCUUUGACCAACUACUUAACAUGUAAUAGCAUCACACUUAUCAAUUCUUCCUCUUCAAUCUUCUGCCACCGUGAACUUUGGAAAAUUUGAAAUUUGAAAUUAUAGGUCAACUAUAGAAGCCACCUGCCUCUACAUUGCAUCAACUAUAGACACCAUCCACCCUAUAAGGGUUAAACCAGUAAAGUGCCUGGAAGGCGAUUGACGAGCGAAGCUGUCAGUAAUGAAACAGUGGAAGCACCCUGCAGAUUGUGCACUUGACUAAUAUUCAGAUCACUCUAGCAAAAAACAUUGCAAGAGUCGAAUGGUUGUGCUAUGUACUGUUGGAUAGGAAAUUUCAUUUUGUGUUUAUUGGUGUCCACUUUUGUUGAGACAAACAAAAGUUGAUGAAAACCUGCAAAAACUGAAGUUUGGUUUACAAAAUCCCAAUUUUGACACACUUCUACUUUUUACAAGUUACCCUUUGACUUCAGCCAAUAGAAGAGAUGAAAGCUAUAUCAUAUAAAAUUGAUAGAGUUGUGUUGUCAUAUGGUGCAAAUUUUGUUACAAUCGGCUAUGUUGUUGAAGAGAUAUUAGUGUUUGAAGAGUGUUAUAGUUGAGCUGGGCUGGAUCAGGCAGCUCAAAAUGAAACAACAAUCUCCUUAGAAAACUUUGCUUUGCUUUAUAUAAAAAAUCUGAUGUAAAUCAAGUAAAUAGAUUUUUUAUUUUAUUUGUUUUAAAUCAUGAUUUUAUUCAACUCUUGUACAAAUAUGUUUUGUUACUUUUGUUAUGUUAGUUUUAAUUGCAAUGUUGCUUUCAAGGGACAAGAAUGUACAGCAAGAACUUGCAGAACUCGGACAGAAGUGAAUUACUGGAUCUGAACACCUGAUUAGGUAAAGAAGCACAGCUGCACAAGCAAAGAAGAAACACUACUACCAUGAAUGCCCAAGACUUGUAUGACAAUGUGCUGCAGGGAAGGGAGUCCCAAGAGUGACACCACCAUUGAUGAGACACCCGAGGACAACCUCUGGCUACAACUGGGCUUUACUGUGGACUCUGAGACAGGUGUCUACUGCCUCCUCCUGAACUGCUCUGAGACUGGGGAAACUGUCUGGAAGUCCUCAGAGCCUGAACCCACCUCUGACAACAAGGAAAGCCCUGGUAAGGAGGAGGAGGACAGCGAGGACAGCUUAGACACCUUGAACGACACCCUGGACGAUAUGAUCCAGGCCUCCCAGCUUCAUCCUCAACACCCGCGCUCACUACAGCAGCAGCAGCAGCAGCAGCAGCAGCAGACAGCUAAAUGCUGCACCACCCAUCAAGAGGAUGAAGAUUGCAGCCACAUCAGAGAGGCUGGCUGUGAAUUUAGUCUUCCUGCCACACAUUGAAGUUCCUGCUGAUAGCCAAUUGGACCUCAGCUUGUUCAUCAGGCUUGACUCCUGCAUCUUCUGAAGGCUGUAGGAAGAAUAAGUAAGCCCAAUAGCAAUGCCUCCUGUGAUGUACUGGACUGGCAGUUCCUUGAUUCUGGAGGAGUCUGCAAUAGGAAGACCACAAAUGUAGUAGUUCAUUGUGACAUCCAUACCUAUGAACAUGUAUUUACCUGCCAAGUCCUCACUUUGCUGUAGGAGAGCUGACAACACGUACCAGCCAGCAACUCCCAUGCUGACGGGCUUCUCCCCCAUGGGUAUGUAGCACCUCUGGAGUUGGUCAGCAAAGAAGAGGAUGCUAGCCAAACCUAUCAUGUUAGUCAGGAUGCACCAGUACAGAGCUGUGUCCAUUGGGGUUGUGUAGGCUAGUAGCAUCUUGUCAAGAUCAUCAUAGGUGGCCACAAACAGUUUAUAGCUAUGAGAGGAGGACUUGCCUUGUGAACAUCACAUUGGGGAAGCCCACCCCAGCAGCCCAGCCUCCCCUGACAGCUGUCAUCAUCUGCUGCCUUGCCUGGGAGGACCAUAGACACAGCUUGUCUCUGAUGUCUUCCCCACAAUGCCUUGUCUUUGUUGGCGUCAGUGCAAUUUGUUUGUCUUCAGUUUAAAUAGUAUUGUAUAUACUAUCUUGUCUUCACCAUCUUGAAAUGUGAAGGAUGUUCUUGACAAACAAACAAGGUAGUAUUGUAUAAUUAUUACUUUAAAUAUUGUCUUAAAUUAUCUUGAAAUUUGUAAAAAAAAAAAAUGUGUAAAAAGAAAGCAAAUACAGAUGAUUAUCCCUGUAGUGAAGGAGGAAGGACUCAAUGUCCCUGUAGUGAAGGAGGAAGGACUCAAUGUCCCUGUAGUGAAGGAGGAAGGACUCAAUAUCCCUGUAGUGAAGGAGGAAGGACUCAAUAUCCCUGUAGUGAAGGAGGAAGGACUCAAUAUCCCUGUAGUGAAGGAGGAAGGACUCAAUAUCCCUGUAGUGAAGGAGGAAGGACUCAAUAUCCCUGUAGUGAAGGAGGAAGGACUCAAUAUCCCUGUAGUGAAGGAGGAAGGACUCAAUAUCCCUGUAGUGAAGGAGGAAGGACUCAAUUUUUUUUUAAGUUCAAGGUGUGAUUUGCACAUAGAGGCUCCUGGAUUUCCCUGUAGAGUGACCCUCCCUGAAUGCAGGGAGGGACAGUGCCUCUAUGUACAAAUCGCACCUUAAACUUAGUAUUUUGUAGUGAAGCCUUAAACUUAGUAUUUUGUAGUGAAGGAGGGAGGAAGGACUCCUUUCUGAGUCCUUCCUCCUUCACUACAGGGAUAUUGAUCUCUAUAAAUAUUUUUUUACAAAGCUAGCUAACAAUUAUAAGACAGAUUACAUUGAGUCAUAAUUAUUAAGCAAAUUUAAUUUUUUUUUCACAAUACAAUUAUUAAAUUUGACAAAUUA
This is a messenger RNA of Scylla paramamosain (green mud crab), 3119 nucleotides long. RefSeq lists its product as uncharacterized. Bases 1226 to 1672 code for a protein of 148 amino acids. The record is from RefSeq and is a predicted model, not a curated record. The transcript is spliced from 8 exons. NCBI's taxonomy places the organism in Eukaryota, Metazoa, Arthropoda, Malacostraca, Decapoda, Portunidae.